This is a messenger RNA of Clarias gariepinus (North African catfish), 1895 nucleotides long. RefSeq names its product Carbohydrate sulfotransferase 1-like. The record is from RefSeq and is a predicted model, not a curated record. NCBI's taxonomy places the organism in Eukaryota, Metazoa, Chordata, Actinopteri, Siluriformes, Clariidae. Gene Ontology annotation, molecular function: N-acetylglucosamine 6-O-sulfotransferase activity; keratan sulfotransferase activity. Bases 547 to 1800 code for a protein of 417 amino acids. The transcript has 3 exons. Gene Ontology annotation, biological process: N-acetylglucosamine metabolic process; keratan sulfate proteoglycan metabolic process.
CCACAUGGUUAUACCUUGUGCACACAAAUAAAGUCCCAAAAGGGACUGAAAGUGAUCAGAAUAAGUGUCUGAAUCAUAUCUACAUUUGGCUACCAUGGAGACCACAUGAUGCAGAAUGGUUAUUGAUACAAUGUAUAAUAAAAGGAUUCGAGAAAAUAAAAACGUUUCGCAAUCAGUAUCAAUUUACUUGCACAAGUGUGUAAAUGCAUAAAAGCAACAAAAUAGACAGCAGAUGUUUUUUGUCAUUUAAAACUAAUUAUUAUGAUUCUUAUUAUUUUUAUGUCAGAUCUGGUCCAGCAUCUAAACCACUGAAGAGGAAGCGUCCUUUCUGAGUAUCUGUGAUACCCAUCCCCACCCCAUCGCCCUGAACAGAAACAUAGCUUUGUUCCCUGAUCAUUUAGACACAACACACCACCGGAUAGAGAAGAUAUUUGGAGAAACAUUUAAAUCAGACUACUUCAGCAACUUUAUUUGACUGGAAAUACUGAAAACGGGAAUUGCGUCGGCCGUGUCCAGGACUGGAGAAUAAAAGGGAAGCAGAAAGUCAUGAAGUGUUCAUGGAAAUUAGUACUGGUGCUGAUAUGCCUUUGUCUGGCAGUGCAGUACACAGCCAUCCGAUCCAUUCACGAUUUCUUUCCUAGACCAUGCCAGGACUUCAGGCAAUGCCAGAAAUGUCCUGAGAAAGAUAACAGCUGGAAAUCUUCAGACAACAACUACACCCCCACAAAUCAUAACUCUGUCUCCACUCGAAAACAUAUCCAUCUUUUUUCACAAACCCGCAGCGGCUCUUCCUUUGCUGGCCAGCUGUUUAACCAGCACCCAGACAUCUUUUAUAUGUAUGAGCCUCUUUACCAUGCCCAACAGACCUUCUGCAAUUACACCAAGUGUCUUUGGAAGCCCCUGGACAGAGCAGUGCAGGGAGUCUACAGGGACCUUCUAUACAACCUAUAUACCUGUGACCUUAAUUUCCUGGAGAACUACAUCCAGCCAGAGCCUCAAGAUCAUCUGACAGCUUCUUUCUUUCGUCAGACCUCCAGCCAUGCUCUGUGCUCCCCACCCGUCUGCCAAGUGGAUAAUAAGAAGAUUAUAGAAAUGCAGCCAAAUACUUUUGACUGGUGUAGCAAAAAGUGUCGACUUUUAAAUCUUACUUUAGCCUCAAUGGCUUGCCAGUCCAGAAGCCACGUGUCCAUCAAGACGGUACGCAUCCCUCAGGUCAGUGACCUUCGCCUCCUAACAGAAGACCCACGAUUAGAUCUGAGGAUUAUUCACCUGGUGAGAGACCCCAGAGCCAUCUUGGCAUCACGCAUAAUUGCGUUCCCCGAUCAGUUCAUCGCCUGGAAGAUCUGGAAUGCCACAGACAGGCAACCACAUUAUGUGGACUUGGGACAGAUCACAAAAACAUGUCAAGACAUGGAGUAUUCAGUGGAUAUUGGUCUGAAAAAGCCAGCCUGGCUGCACAGACGGUAUUUACUAGUGCGCUAUGAGGACCUAGCACUUAAUCCUGAAGCCAAGGCCAAAGAGAUAUAUAAAUUCCUAGAUUUGGAUAUAGACAAUCAAGUUCUUACAUGGAUAUCUCAAAAUACCAAUGUCACUUCCUCGGCUAAGUCAAAAUACUCCACCAGCAGAGACUCCAAAACCACAACAGAGAGCUGGAGACUGCAUCUGGGCUUUGACAUUGUAAAGACAGUGCAAAAAUUAUGUAAUAAUACUUUGGACUUAUUGGGGUACAAAACAGUACAAUCAGAGGAGGAGCUGAGAAACACAAGAAAUAGCUUAGUGGAACCAAGAACCUUUAGUUAGUGAAGAAAUUGAGAAAGUUAAUUUCAUUUCCUAAACAAUCAUGUCGCUAGUGCAUAGUGAUCUAGCCUCUCUAAUCAGUUUUAAAAUGCACUAGC